UUCCCAUUUUCCAAUUUUCGCACGACUUGGACGGAGGUGUUUGGCGCUGUUGCUUCCUAGACAGCAAGGUUUCCUUCCUGUUAGGCUCCUAUUAGCUAUCCUCUGUCGCCAUCGAAUGUGGUUUGCGCCAGACCCGGAUAACGAUCCUCUUUCUCUUAUUAAUCCCUCAUGGAUCUACUUAAAACUGUGAUUUUCCUUUUGAUUAUCGCUUUUGCUCGGGCUUCGAACGAUGGAACGUGCGGGGCAACGGGUCAGUGUUCGGAACUGGAGGACGAAUCUUCAGAAGAAGACCGGUACACUGCCGAGGAAAAUGCGUAUUUCACGCUAAUCGACACGGCACUCGAUGAAUACGUUCCGUGCAACGACACGGGUUGCAGCUGCCACAAGGGCGUGCUCAAGAAAGACCUGAAACCGUUCAAAGCACACGGCAUUACCAAAGAGGCGAUCGAACGGGCGAAACAGUACGGCACGCACUACCAGGUGAUUGACCACAAGCUGUACCGACAGGCCGAGUGCAUGUUCCCGGCACGCUGCUCUGGUAUCGAGCACUUCGUGAAGCCACUACUUCCCAAGCUCCCGGACAUGGAUCUCAUCAUCAAUUGCCGCGACUGGCCACAGAUUCACCGGCACUGGAACAAAGAGAAGACACCCGUCUUUUCGUUCAGCAAAACGGACGAAUAUCUCGACAUCAUGUACCCGGCCUGGGCCUUCUGGGAAGGUGGCCCAGCCAUCAGCCUCUAUCCAACGGGAUUGGGUCGGUGGGACGAACAUCGGGAAAGUAUUAAAAAGGCCGCCGAGCGGGUUCCUUGGCAGAACAAGAAAGCGAUGGCAUUCUUCCGUGGAUCUCGCACAUCCGACGAACGCGAUGCCCUGGUGCUGCUAUCCAGGGAGCAGCCCUCGCUGGUCGAUGCACAGUACACAAAGAACCAGGCAUGGAAAUCUCCGCAAGACACGCUAAACGCGGAACCUGCCAGCGAAGUGUCGCUCGAGGAGCACUGUCGCUAUCGGUUCCUGUUUAACUUUCGCGGCGUUGCGGCCAGCUUUCGUUUUAAGCAUCUUUUCCUCUGUCGAUCGUUGGUUUUCCACGUGGGCGAUGAGUGGCAAGAGUUCUUCUAUCCUUCGCUCAAACCCUGGGUGCACUAUGUACCGGUCCCAGUGCGUAGCAGCCAGGCACAGCUAGACGCUUUGAUCCGAUUCUUUCGAAAGCACGACGAUGAGGCACGCGCUAUUGCCGAGCGAGGAUUUCGUCACGUGUGGCAACAUUUGCGCAUGAAAGAUGUUCAGUGUUACUGGAAAAAGCUGCUACAUGAGUACGGCAAACUGAUACGAUAUUCGGUGGAACGUGAUCGAAAGUUGAUCGAAGUGUAGCAUCACCCUACGAGAUAAAAUUGAGCAGAACCAUUUCCUGUUUAGACUGUAAACCAACAAUCAACCACCAAUAUACCAUUCCAAAUACCGUCAGUUUCGAUAAAAGCCGGUAUUGUAAAACAAACGAGACACAAUGUAUUCGCGGCAUUGUUCAAUGUUGACCGAAAUUCCUCGUCCCCCCCUUUUUUGUUAAUGUGGUAAUACCGGUUCCCCCAUUCAGCUUCAUUUCGCAGAUAGUAUGUGGCAUCAACGUCAAGUUAUUUGCAUAAUGUGGGGCGGGCAGGGGACAUUGCGCCCCAAAGGUCUCAUUUAUCGUUACAGUCGUGGAUCAUCAUGAGUUGAACCGAAGUUGGGAAGUUUUGGCAGCUGAAUGGCUCGUUGUUGAACUUGACCCACAAAACGGAAACAGGAUAGUAACUUGAUAUUGUGUAAUAUAUGCUUUAGGCACGGCGUUCGACAGGUGCGAAAUUUGUCCAAUUUAAAGAGUACCAUGAAC
This is a messenger RNA of Anopheles aquasalis, 1864 nucleotides long. RefSeq names its product O-glucosyltransferase rumi homolog. Gene Ontology annotation, cellular component: endomembrane system. Gene Ontology annotation, molecular function: UDP-glucosyltransferase activity; UDP-xylosyltransferase activity. The record is from RefSeq and is a predicted model, not a curated record. NCBI's taxonomy places the organism in Eukaryota, Metazoa, Arthropoda, Insecta, Diptera, Culicidae. Gene Ontology annotation, biological process: protein O-linked glycosylation; positive regulation of Notch signaling pathway.